Tachyglossus aculeatus (Australian echidna) is the source of this 2104-nucleotide messenger RNA. RefSeq names its product cytokine induced apoptosis inhibitor 1 (gene CIAPIN1). The coding region runs from base 115 to 1050 and encodes 311 amino acids. The transcript is spliced from 10 exons. The record is from RefSeq and is a predicted model, not a curated record. Gene Ontology annotation, cellular component: cytoplasm. Lineage: Eukaryota; Metazoa; Chordata; Mammalia; Monotremata; Tachyglossidae. Gene Ontology annotation, biological process: iron-sulfur cluster assembly. Gene Ontology annotation, molecular function: iron-sulfur cluster binding.
UCGGCGCGCGCCUGAGGGGAGGAGGAGGCAGGGCUUGGCUUCAUCUCUUCAGAGUCGAACGUGCUGAGUUCCGGCCCCACUUCCACAGGUUGGCAUCACUGUACUUCUGUGGAGAUGGCAGACUAUGGAGUCUCAGCUGGCGAGCAGGUCGCAGUGGUCUGGGACAGGUCAUCCCCCGUUGGGGCCCUGAAGGACUUGGUGGAUAAGCUGCAAGGCACAGCAGGCUCAGAGAGCCGGGUGUCGGUGGAAAACAUCGACCAGCUGUUACAGUCGGCUCACAAGGAGUCCAGCUUCGAUGUAGUCCUGUCGGGUGUGGUCCCGGGAAGCGCCACCCUGCACAGCACGGACCUUUUGGCAGAAAUAGCUCGGAUCCUUCGGCCAGGCGGUCGUGUGCACCUGAAGGAGCCCGUGGAGACAGCGAAAGUUGACAACAGCAAAGUGAGGACGGCUGAUAAGCUGCGCACAGCUCUGACGCUGGCUGGGUUUGUCGAAGUGACGGAGCUCCAGAAAGAGCCUUUAACUCCUGAGGAGGCACAGUCGGUCCAGGAGGUCCUGGGCUACCAGAGCGACAACCUCCAGUCUCUCCAGGUCACGGGCAAGAAACCCAACUUUGAAGUGGGCUCUUCAAGUCAACUCAAGCUUUCAUUUCCUAAGCAGUCCAAUCCCGCUGAGAAACCCGCUGUGGACCCCGCCACUGCCAAGCUCUGGACGCUGUCCGCCAACGACAUGGAUGAUGAGGGGAUGGAUCUCAUCGACUCCGAUGAACUGCUGGAUCCCGAGGAUUUGAAGAAGCCAGAUCCAGCUUCCCUGCGGGCUCCUUCGUGUGGGGAAGGGGGGAAGCGGAAGGCUUGCAAGAACUGCACGUGUGGCCUAGCGGAGGAGCUGGAGCAAGAGAAAGCCAAAGAGAAGGGCUCCCAGCCCAAGUCGGCCUGCGGAAACUGUUACUUGGGCGAUGCAUUCCGCUGUGCCAGCUGCCCCUACCUGGGGAUGCCGGCCUUCAAACCCGGGGAGAAGAUUCUGCUCAAUGAGAACAACCUACAAGACGCCUAGAAGACCACCCGUCACGGGACUUGUAUGUGGCCCAGCUGUUCAAGCGCUCACUCUAGCCACCCCUCACCCUCACCUCCCUCCCCUCAUCUCCUGGUCCACUCCUCACGAUGGGAUUUCAUUACAGAGGGCUGGGGGGUGGACGGUGGGGAGGAGGGAGGGGGAGAGGAAAGGCCUGCUUGACUGCGCAAUGUUGUGGGAACCAAAGGGCCGCAGUGUACUCCCACCUUAUUAAGUGGACAUUGGACCCCUGUCUUAAGGAAUACCACAGUCCAGCAAAGGCUGUACCCCGAAGAAGCCAACCUCCUUGUGUCAAAUAUUGACCCGUCUGUCGGAACUCGAAACCCCAACCGUCCGUUACCUCGGUCUCUGUGGAUCGUAUCACUCUAAAAGCGUUAUCCUUGAUGCGUCAAGUGUGUGGUAGACCCCAGGCCCCCGGCCAGUGUCCUGGUCUCAGCAAUAGCUCAAACUCCCGCUCCUCCGUAGGCCAUAGAGCUGGUUAACUUUCAUUUCGUGGGCGAAGUUGUCAGCAGAAAAAAUUAGACUGGUAUAUGGUGAACUCCCAACUGAAUGAGGAUCAGGCAGCCCUUCCUGCCCCAGGACAGACCACUGACUCCGGUAGGCAACUUGCACUGAAUCUGUGUCCUCUUGCCGUGUUAUUGUAGAUGUUGAAGUAUGACAGCCCUAAUACCAACUUGAGAGAGAGAGAGAGAGAGAGAGAGUGUGUGUGUGUGUGUGUGUUUGUGUGAUGUGACUGGCAUGGGAAUCCUUGAAAAACAGCCCCAGUCUGAGGUAGCACUCAUUAGCAUAGCUGGAGCUACAUGGGGGUGUCCAUGUCACAAGCAAAACACUCAGCCUGGUGAUAUGGGAUGCACCCCCUUCUCCCCCGGGCUACUCUUAAUAAUGGGGUUUGGGUCUUCCCUGCAAGAAGGUGAUCUUGUUCCUGGCCUUUACGGACUCGCAACGUAAAGCAAACGAGGGGAGAUUGUGUGGAUUUAGGGAAACUGGAUUUUAUGCCCUGGGAUCAAUAAAUAUUAAAACCAAAUGUCCUCGAGUA